Messenger RNA from Plasmodium vivax (malaria parasite P. vivax), 516 nucleotides. RefSeq lists its product as hypothetical. The record is from RefSeq and is a predicted model, not a curated record. NCBI's taxonomy places the organism in Eukaryota, Apicomplexa, Aconoidasida, Haemosporida, Plasmodiidae. Bases 1 to 516 code for a protein of 171 amino acids. The transcript has a single exon.
AUGAACAAGGAACACAUCCUGUUUGACAGCUUCCCCCUGACGUUCCUGAGCGACGAGGUAGACUGCAGCAACUUCGAAGAUGAGCAGGAGAGGACCUACCGAGAAAGAAUUGCCCAAAUGACGGAGGAGUUGAAAUCGCUAAGAAUGGAAAUCACAGAGAAGCAUUCCAUAAGGAGCAUGCUAGAGGAGAAAGUGGCCAUGCUACAAAAUGAGGAGCAGACGAAGCAAAAUAAUUUGAAGUAUGUCCUGAACUUUUGCGACAAACAGAUGUAUGAGCGAGAGCUGGGGAACUUUCACAACCACUUGGAGCAACUGAGGAAGCAGAUUCAAAACAGCAAUUGCAAAAUAAAGUUGCUUAUAGAAAAGGAGUUCAAGGUGAGGAAGCAGCUGCAGCUGCGGUACAUGAAGCUCUACGACCUGCUCAACGAGCGCGUUCGCUACAUCCUCGGCGAUUACGUAAAGCACCGCAAGUGCGCCUGCGCCAUUUUUGCCUACCGCCAGGAGGGGCAGCGCUGA